Messenger RNA from Puntigrus tetrazona (Sumatra barb), 1527 nucleotides. RefSeq names its product proline-rich protein 13-like. The transcript has 4 exons. Lineage: Eukaryota; Metazoa; Chordata; Actinopteri; Cypriniformes; Cyprinidae. The record is from RefSeq and is a predicted model, not a curated record. Bases 144 to 566 code for a protein of 140 amino acids.
CUGAGCCAAUUAGAGACAGGUGAGCUCAGAGUCCGCGCGCGGCGGUGACGUCACGACAGAGCUAGCUGAGCUCGCGGAAUGCGGAAGCGGGAGUCAGUGCCUUACAGCUUUCCCGAGAAGAAGGUCAUUUGAAAGAGAAAAACAUGUGGCCAAAUCAAGGACCUCCAUACGCUGGUCCUCCAGCCGCUGGGCCGCCCAACCCUGCCUUUCCUUGUCCUCCGAACCCAGGGUACCCAGCCGUGCCCAUCCCAUCCUGCCCUCCUGGACCCAGCCCCAUCUAUCCACCUAUGAAUCAGCCCAUGACCAUCCCCUCGUAUCCCGCUCCGCACCAGUUCCCUCCGAUGGGGCCUGGGCCGCACGCACCCUUCCCCGGGGCCGGUCACCCCUGCCCUGUCCCUCAGUACGGGGGACACCCAGCUGGGGUCAACCCACACGGACACAAGAAACACAAGAAGAUGAAGAAGAUGAAGAAAGCUCAUAAAGCUCACAAGGAGCACAAACAUAUGAAACAUGGAAAGCACUCUUCCUCCUCCUCAUCCUCCUCCAGCAGCAGUGAUUCUGACUGAAAACUCAUUUCACAAGCGCCAGGAUAAUAAAUACAGCCCUGCACAAAUAAAUGAAGAAUCAAAAGCACUAAUGUAUAGCAUUUAAGUAUGUGUUUCUGUGAGUUUGAAUGAUUUUCUUAAUUACAUUUACGAGAAAGAAUAUUUAUAUUUGGUUUACCUUGGUCUUACCCUGUGAGAUUAUUAAUCUUUUGAUGAUUUAAUUAUAACUCUUACUGAAUGACAUACUGUACUACGCUGUCAGACAGUGCCUGGAUUUGAGAACGAACGACUGAAAUCAAACAAGCUUCCUUCAUGAAGUAAAGCUGAGGUUUCCUGGAGAUCAACUGUCCUGCAAAGUUUAGUUCCAGCUCUAAUCAAAUACACCUGAAGUGAUUAAUUAAGGUCUUCAGCGUUGCAUAAUUAAAAGCAGCUGUAUUUGAGUAGAAUUGGAGCUAAACUUUGCAGGAGAGUCGAUGGUUGGGCUGUAUUAAAGUCACUUAAAGGAGAAAAGUCUGUCUGCACGACGUCUGGGAAACAUCUUUAAAAACCAGUCAGAUUUACAUGCGUGCUAAAUCAUAAACAGUUUUUAAAUGUCUGACAGGAAACAUCCCAGAAAUGUUUUGUAUGUAAGAUGACCUAAUACAAAGAUACGACGUCCUUCUUUGUGUCUCCAGACGUCUCCGGGACUUCUUACUCUCCUGUUGAUUAAAAAAAGAAUAAGAAAAAAGUCAACAGGAAUAGUUCAUUUUACUGAGAAAGAUUUGACACGUACUGUAGUAAUUAAAAAAAAAAAUCACUUUAUUUUUUACUACCUGAAGUAAAUAAUCAGAAAUUAAUCAAAGUGAAAUAUGUUGUAGUCAAUAAAGCAAAGAGUUUUAAGUAUUUAAAAAUUAAUCUGUUCUUAGCUUGACUUUAACUGUGAAAUCAUUUUUGUUGUCUAAUAAAGAAAGCAAUUUUUCAAUAAAUAAUACAUGAAGAGAAA